UAUAUAUUCCGUAGAUUACUAGUAGUAUUCCACGGUUAAACGCCUUAGGCAGCAACGGAAGGAGCGCCACCUUGAGGUUAGUUUUCAUUCCUACUGCUUGCUUAGAGAUAAAGUCACCUCCGCAGUUGAGUCGCCGAAAUACCUUUUUUGCAACUCGCGUCCCCCUUUCCUGUUCAAUAGUCAUCAAAAUGAAUCGCCUCUUUGGAGCUAAGAGCAAUGCGCCCAAACCCACACUUGACGGCGCCAUCGCAAAUGUGGACAAUCGUGUUGCGAGCAUAGACGUGAAACUGGCAGCUCUCAACUCAGAACUGUCUACCUAUCAAUCAAAAAUCUCCAAGAUGCGCGAUGGACCGGGCAAAAAUGCCCUCCGACAAAAGGCGCUUAAGGUGCUGCAGCGACGGAAACAAUACGAAGCCCAACGGGAUCAGCUGUCCCAGCAAUCAUGGAAUAUGGAACAGGCUGGGAUGAUGCAGGACAACUUGAAGAAUGUGAUGACAACUGUGGAUGCAAUGAAGACGACUACCAAGACCCUUAAGAAGCAAUACGGCAAGAUCGAUGUGGACCAGAUUGAGCGGAUGCAGGAUGAGAUGGCCGACUUGAUGGACAUUGGGAACGAGAUCCAGGAAAGUAUAUCGCGUGCAUAUGAUGUUCCUGAGGACGUGGAUGAAGCGGAGCUGGAUGCGGAAUUGGAGGCGCUGGGAGAAGAGACAAUGUUUGAGAAUUCGAUGGGUGAAAGUGCAAUGCCUAGUUUCCUCCAGGAUGAGGUGGCGCCACCCCAGUUUAUUGACGAGCCCCCAGAGCAAACUAAGGUCAAAGAGCCUGCCAGCGGUCUAGGAUAAUGAUGACCAUGGAGAUACAAGGUUGUUGGAGUUCUUCGUCAUGGGAGCAUGGGAGUUAGGAUCUUUACAUAUUCAUCUUUAGAUUGAUUGGGUGUUGGCGUCCUUUUCAAGGCAUGU
Messenger RNA from Aspergillus caelatus, 956 nucleotides. RefSeq names its product putative SNF7 family protein (Cta1). The transcript has 2 exons. The record is from RefSeq and is a predicted model, not a curated record. The coding region runs from base 189 to 839 and encodes 216 amino acids. Gene Ontology annotation, cellular component: multivesicular body. Lineage: Eukaryota; Fungi; Ascomycota; Eurotiomycetes; Eurotiales; Aspergillaceae. Gene Ontology annotation, biological process: late endosome to vacuole transport via multivesicular body sorting pathway; vesicle budding from membrane.